UAAGCAGACAGCCAGACAACCACACACAAGUGUCAAGUACACGUUCACCAGUCACCACAUAUUCUCCAAGUUGAGUUUAGAUUUAAAGCCUGAAGUAAAAAAAAAAAUCAUCAUGUCUGAAGAAUGUAGUGUAUUAGACGAUGCUGCAGAGGCUCCAGGUGUAUCUGUUAAACCCCAGUAUUAUGUUACUGAAUCGGGUUUGCCUGUUGGUCCGAAACCAGAUAUGGAAUACCCAUUGACAGUUCUAUACUGUGGCAACUGUGGACUGCCAACUGAGUAUUGCGAAUUUUAUGCAGAACAUGAGAAGUGCAAGUUGUGGUUUGAGAAAAACUUACCUUCCGAGUUUGCCAAGCAAGCAAGAAUUGGUGAGAAUGAAGGAGAAGAAUUGAAAGAAACUGAUGAUGAUAAGAAAAGACAGAAACGAGGAGGUAAAGGGCUAUCGAAACCUAAAAAGAAAGAAGGUGGACCAAAAAAAAUCAGUUUGAGUGUUGCUCCUCGUGGGAGAAAGCGCCUCACAUGUGUUGUUGGUUUGAAAUCAUAUGAUAUUGAUUUGAAGACAGCAGCAAAAUUCUUUGGUACAAAGUUUGCGUGUGGAGCGUCGGUUACAGGAGAUGACGAGAUUGUCAUUCAAGGUGAUGUUAAAGAUGAUCUAUUUGACCUUCUUCCAGAAAAAUGGUCUCAGAUAGAUGAAGAUUCUAUUGAUGAUCUUGGAGAAGUUAAACGGUAAAUGUGAUUCAUUCAUUUGCAAUGACAUUUUGGGAAAUAUACAAGUUGGUUCACUUUA
Molecule: messenger RNA, 784 nt
Organism: Daphnia pulicaria
Lineage: Eukaryota; Metazoa; Arthropoda; Branchiopoda; Diplostraca; Daphniidae
Gene: DENR
Product: density-regulated protein homolog
Exons: 5
Coding region: 113-727 (204 amino acids)
Biological process (GO): translation reinitiation; formation of translation preinitiation complex
Molecular function (GO): translation initiation factor activity; mRNA binding
Source: RefSeq, a predicted model, not a curated record